Trachemys scripta elegans is the source of this 5113-nucleotide messenger RNA. RefSeq names its product spectrin repeat containing nuclear envelope family member 3 (gene SYNE3). Gene Ontology annotation, molecular function: actin filament binding. The transcript is spliced from 18 exons. The coding region runs from base 287 to 3211 and encodes 974 amino acids. Gene Ontology annotation, biological process: nuclear migration. Lineage: Eukaryota; Metazoa; Chordata; Testudines; Emydidae. The record is from RefSeq and is a predicted model, not a curated record. Gene Ontology annotation, cellular component: meiotic nuclear membrane microtubule tethering complex; cytoplasm; nuclear outer membrane.
UGCAACACAACUGGAGAAGAUCCAGGGGAGCAGCCGGCGGAGCGCAGCCACCCAGCCGGGGCAUCAGUGGGCAGGGCACGGCUCGCCAUUGCUCUCGCCUCCCUGGCUUGCAUGUGGCGGGGACGGGCAGUGCCAGGCCGAUUGGGGACGGGACAGAGGAGGGGAGGGAGCCCGUGAAGGAGGGGCCUCCGCAAACGCCAUUCAAACCCCGCAGGCGCCACUGCCGCAGCUGGCUGCUCCCGGAUUCCUCCUGCAGAGGCUCGUCCCAAGCAGCCCCUUGGCACCCAUGCUGGUUUCCUCUAAUGCGAUGACUCAGCAGCCCCAGGAUGAAUUUGACACAAGUGUGGAGAAUGCAGAAGCUUGGAUGAAAGCCAUCCAGGAGAGACUGCGGAUCAAUGACAACACCAAGGGACCUCGGUCUGCCCUGGAAGCCAGGCUAAGAGAGACUGAGAAAAUUUGUGCAUUGGAGCCAGAAGGUCGAUUGAAAAUGGAUUUGGUCCUGAUGAAAGCAGAUGCCCUUCUUCGCUGCAUCAGUGAGGAGGAAAAGCAUGAGAUACUAUCCAAACUGAAAGACAUUAAAGCCAUGUGGGAAGAAACAGCCAUCUACAUUACUCAUUGCCACAGCCGUAUCGAAUGGGUGUGGCUGCACUGGAGUGAAUACUUGAAAGCCCAGGAUGAGUUUUACGCCUGGAUUCAUAACAUGAAGGUUACCUUGGAGCCUGACAUAGAGCUGCAGCUCGGUUUAAAGGAGAAGCAAUGGCAGCUGAGCCACUCCCAGGUUCUGCUGAAUGAUGUCCUAAAUCAGUCAGUCCUGCUGGAAAGGCUGCUGGAGGAAGCUGCUUGCUUGUUUAACAGGAUAGGUGACCCGAGUGUCGAUGAGGAUGUCCAGAAGAAGAUGAAGGUGGAAUAUGAAGAAAUAAAGGCAGAAGCUCAGUGCAGAGUGAAAUUGCUUGAAAAGAUAACGAAGGAACAUGAGCAAUACAAGACCAGCGUUGACCAAUUUCAAUCGUGGCUGAAUGGUGUGACUGAAGGAUUGAACUGCUGCAUCGGAGAAACAACAAAGUUGCCAGCAGACAAUGGGCUAAAGACAUUGCAGAACAUUGCCAAAGAUGUCAAGCGUGGUGAAAAGAAAUUGAAAUGCCUGGAGGUUCAGUCUACAGGGGUAAUCCAGAACACCUCCCCCCUAGGAGCUGGGAAGAUGAAGGAUGAGUUGGAGGAGUUGAGGAAAGCCCUGGAGAAGUUGAAACUAAUAUGUGUUGAGGAAGAGGAGAGAAUGCAUAAGAUCCUUAAGUCAGAAAGUGCCUAUCAGUCCCAAGCCAGACAGUUGGAAGCAGAAGUCCAGGAAUUCAGAAAGAUGCUACAAAGACUAGAAGAUGACCUGGAGUCAGGGGAGAAGCCGAAGAGUGAAGAGGACUUAGUAGCUCUGUGGAGAAAAUACAUCGCAACAAGAGCAGCGCUUGCAGCAGAAGAGUCAAAGGUUGAGAGACUGAAGGCUCAGCUUAAGGAAUUGUUCCGGUUUUCACAGAAUAUACAACCACUCUCUGACGGUGUUGUAGCCGCAAUACGGGAAUAUCAAAGGGUCAAGGGAAAGACAUUUAAAAUGAGCACUGGGACUGAAACUGAGCUCAGGCAGAGUUUUCAAAAUCCACUGCGAGAGUUCCAGCUGUGGAAGCCAUCAGCUCAGAGACUUCUGGACUCCACUGCUAACGUUGCUGAGCCCUCCCUGACACAUGCUUUCUUACUUCAGAUUGAGGCAUGCCUGGCUCAGAGCUCCCAGUUCAAGGAGAAGUUGAUGAUGUUACAGCUGAAGAAGGAUUUGCUAAGCAGUAUCUUUGGUGAGGAGAGAGCAAAGUCUCUCCUCGUGGAAGUAACCGAUACGGCAAAGGAGAGAGAAAUUCUACACAAAAGUCUGCUGCAAAGGAGAAGCAGACUGCAGAGUUUGGUAACUCAACAUAAAGACUUUGAUGCAGGCUUUGUGCCUCUGCAGAAGAAGUUAUCUGCUAUCAGAGCCAAAGUAGAUCUAGAGAAUGAACCACAACCUGACCUUUUAGGUAAAGAAACACGACUCCAGAGACUACAGAUGAUCCAAGAAGAGUUGGCAGAGUUUAUAGUUCAAAUGGAAGAGCUGGAGAAUCUAGUUCAAUCUAAUCCCACCCACAGGCAUAAAAUGAACCAGCUUUCAUCUGACUAUCAGAUACUGAAGAGAUCUCUGGAGAUCAUCCUGGCACGGACUGAGAAGCACGUUCGGGAGCAUUGGACGUUCAAUAACAAACUGUCAGACCUUCAGCGGUGGAUCACAAUGACUGAACAGAAGUUGGAAUCCUAUCAGGAUGCCAGUGGGGAAAGGAACACGGAGAGCAAAGUCGCAGACCUGGAGGGGCUGCUAGCUGAAUUCCCAAGUAAAGAGAUCCAGUUGCACCUUGUUGGGGCUCAUGGCCAGCUGGUGAUUGAGAGUUCUUCCCCAGAGGGGGCAGCACAUGUCCAUACUGAAAUGAACCAGCUGACAGAAUCUUUGAGAUCACUCAAAAAAAUGACAAUCAGCCUCCUCAGCAGCAUGCAGCCAAAUACAACAGUGGUUGAUACGGGGAAGAAUAUAACCAUUGUGGGUAAUCCACUGACGACUGGGUUUGCCUUUGGCUCUUCAGCGGUAACUCUCAAGCACGCCCAGGUGAAGGUGAGCAAAGAGGAAGAGAACAGUCACCUCCUUAAACUCAUGAAGGACUUUGAACAGUGGUUACAUGUAGAAAAUGACAAACUGAGCAAGAUUCUUGUCAUGAAACCCUCCAGUUGUGAAGAAGUUAAAGCAAUACACAGCAAGCUAAAGGAGCUGCAGUCUCGUGUUCCUGAGGGGCAACGUCUUUUCGAAGAUCUCCGUAGUCUUCAGACAGUUGUUGGGACCUCUGAAGAUGUGGAGGACCUGCGUUAUCAAUGGAUGCUCUACAAAUCUAAACUCAAAGACUCCACCAGCUCAUUGACUCCUAGAUCUUUGGAAGAACCCGAUGGAUUCAGAAAGAGACGUCCAGGGAGGAUGUGUCCUUUCCUGCACCGUGUGUGCUGGGCAGCACUGCCACUGCAGAUACUCCUGCUGUUCUUGCUGCUCCUGGCGUUUCUGCUCCCCUUGGUGGAGGAGACCCACAGCUGCAAGUUUGCCAACAACUUUGCCCGCUCCUUCAACUUGAUGCUGAGAUACGAAGGCCCUCCUCCAACUUAACUCCUCUACAGGCACAUGGCAAAAAGUGACUGGUUUAGACAUCCAGGCUGCUUUUUCCUGGGUGUCUUGACUAUUGCUAGUCCUUUAAAUCUAGGGCUUCUAACAUGGCCACUAGAUUAACUGGAAACAUCAUCAAAUAAAUGCAGCAUAAGGUUAGUCCAUAUAAAUCAGGUAUUAACAGUUAGAGCUAAAUUAAUAUUUUUACAAUAUUAUAUGAAUAUAUUUAUACUAUGAGUGUAUAUAUAUAUAUAUAUUUUGUGUGUGUGUGUGUAUAUAUAACUAUAAUGAAAAAAAUCUAAACUCCACUGUUUUGGUCUAAUCCUGCAAUGUUUUUGCUUCUGCCUUUGUUCAGCUACGAAUAGCAGGUAUUUUAAAAAACUGAGUUCUUGUUGUUUACAACUGAAAUCAAAGUGAGUGUGAGAAAAUAAGGGAUGUUCUGUGGAAUCAUGUGCUAGGAAAAAUUGUCUCUGAGAGUGAGAUGCAAUGGAAUCAUGUUUAAAUACGCUGUUUAACAUUUAGCCUUACCAAAAGGGGAAGUUUCUAUUUGGGAUCAGUAGCUAGUUUUUCUAUUGCUUGAUUCAGUCACCACUGAUGCCAAUGCAAAAACUGCUAUUGACGUCAGUGGGUGUGAGACCAGGCCCACAGUAUAUUCAAAUGCUCUCUGUGACUGUCUACCAACUUUUUUUUAAUGCUUGUCCUCUGUCACUCCUGAAGUAUGAGAGAUUAACUCGGGCAAGGAAAGCUGAAAAUAAUGGGGCAUUUUUCUAAACCUCACUCUAUAGUGAAAUGAUUUUGGAACCAAAUUGUAAUUUUUAUUUUAUUUUGUGCAGCUACAGUGUACAAAGCUCUGUGUAGCAGUGAACUGUGCAAGAGAGAAAAAUAUGAUCUUGUCCCCCCUUUUUAAACUAUAAAAAUCAUCCACACGAAUGGUUUUUGCACAGAAAUUGCUCUGGGAUGGACCCCAUGAUUUGGACAGUGGGAUGUAGCUUGUCUCGGCCUCAGCAUACACAAUGGUCUCAGCACAGAAAUAUAUUAACAAAUGCAGUCAAUAAACAUGAUUCCUUCCUAGCAGGCGUUAUGGCAGUGGUUUGCUAACAAAACCUGACAUAGUGUAACUGCAUCAAGCACAAUUAUACUACAAGUUUUUAAAAAGUCUGAGGUCCGAGACACUGAGAAUUGUCAUCCUUUUACCUGGUCUUGUGCUUGUUUUCAUCAGCUCUUCUUUUGUAACAGAAAUGUAUGCAUUCAGUGUGCUUUUUAACGUAAAUGCGGUUCACAGCAUUAUUAUGAUGAAACAACCAUUUCCUGGUGGUGUUUUACCUAAUUGGAGCCUGCAUCUUGUCCAAAGGUAGGAAAGGGAAUUGUUUCAAAUACUUUGUGGCACUUCUUUGGUUCACCCCCCUUUUUUUCUGUUCAUUUUUAUCCUCAGAGUCCUACUCGUCAUACUGUCAGUCGAAAAAUCUUAGUUCGUUUCCCCUACCCUGGCUAUUUCUUUGGAUGAAACUUGAAUUCUAGGUGGCAGCAACUGACUUUUUUGUCUCUCGCCAAACAAGUCCCAAAAUAGUAUCAAUUUUAUACUGGAUACGCAUUAUUGUAUACCUGUAGGUGGGACUCACAUUUUUUUGUAUCAUAACACAUACAGGAGGUUAAUUACAUCCUGCCAUAUUCUACUCUGCAUACAAAACUCCAAUUCCCUAAAAUAAAAGGUAGAAGAUGGCCCAUAGUUACAUGUGUUAUAUUAUUUGAUGUAAAUUAUGUACUAACUACAGACCCAAUUCCACUAAGUAUAUUGGUGAUUACAAGAACAGCCAAAGGUCCAUCUAGCCUAGAAUCCUGUCUUUCGACCGUGGCCAAUGCCAGGUGCUUCAGAGGGAAUGAACAGAACAGGAAAUCAUCAAGUGA